AUGACCGAAAUCAAAGUUACUCCUUUGGGUGCAGGGCAAGAUGUCGGGCGAAGCUGCAUUCUGCUGACUAUUGGGGGCAAGAACAUCAUGUUGGACUGUGGCAUGCACAUGGGGUACAAUGAUGAUAGACGCUUUCCAGAUUUCACCUAUAUAGCCCAGGAGGGAAGGCUUACAGACAGGUUAAACUGUGUGAUUAUCAGCCAUUUUCACCUGGAUCACUGCGGGGCUCUCCCUUAUAUGACAGAGAUGGUGGGUUACGAUGGACCCAUAUACAUGACCCACCCAACAAAGGCCAUCUGUCCCAUACUUUUGGAGGACUACCGCAAAAUUACGGUGGAGAAGAAAGGAGAGACAAACUUUUUCACAUCAGAAAUGAUCAAAACUUGCAUGAAGAAAGUGAUCACUGUCAAUUUACACCAAGUUAUUCAGGUAGAUGAGGAUUUAGAGAUAAAGGCAUACUAUGCUGGUCAUGUUCUAGGGGCCGCCAUGUUUCAUAUCAAAGUUGGUCAGAAUUCUGUUGUUUACACUGGUGAUUACAACAUGACACCAGAUAGACAUUUGGGGGCAGCGUGGAUCGACAAAUGCCGUCCGGACCUCCUGAUCACAGAGUCAACAUAUGCCACUACCAUACGAGAUUCCAAACGUUGCAGAGAGAGAGACUUUUUGAAAAAGGUUCACAGUUGUAUCGAGAAAGGAGGAAAGAUCCUUAUUCCAGUGUUUGCCCUCGGCCGAGCUCAGGAGCUGUGUAUUCUGCUGGAGUCCUACUGGGAGCGCAUGAACCUCAAAGUUCCCAUUUAUUUCUCCUUGGGGCUGACAGAGAAGGCCAACCACUACUACAAAUUGUACAUUACCUGGACCAGUGAGAAGAUCAAGAAGACCUUCGUUCAGCGAAAUAUGUUUGAUUUCAAACACAUAAAGCCCUUCGACAGAGCUUACAUAGAAAACCCUGGCCCGAUGGUUGUGUUUGCCACACCAGGAAUGCUGCAUGCUGGCUUGUCCCUGCAAAUCUUCAAGCGCUGGGCAUCAAGCGAAAAUAAUAUGGUAAUAAUGCCUGGAUAUUGUGUGGCCGGGACAGUAGGACACAGAAUCCUUAACGGAGCACGGAAGAUUGAACUUGAGAACAAGCAGAUGCUGGAAGUCAAAAUGGCUGUCGAGUAUAUGUCCUUCAGUGCCCAUGCAGAUGCCAAGGGCAUCAUGCAGCUGAUUUCCCACUGUGAGCCCAGGAAUGUUCUCCUUGUGCAUGGUGAGGCAGAGAAGAUGGCGUUCCUCAAGAACAAAAUCCAACAAGAGUUUGGUAUUGACUGUUUCAUGCCAGAGAAUGGAGAAACCAGCUACAUAAAAACUGUACACAACAUCCCUCUGGACACAUCCUUAAACCUGCUGAAGAGGCAGCUGGUCCCAGCCGAAGAAACUGAAGAGCCCGAUCCAAAACACCUGAAAGUUUUACAUGGAGCAUUGCUGAUGAAGGGAAGUAGAAUGCAACUGAUAGAACCAGCAGCUGCCUUUAGAGAGCUUGGAAUCGAUGAAUACGAGCUGAGAUUCACCUGCAACAUCAGCACAGAGGAAGAGGGGUCAGUCUCUGACACGUCAGAGAGGGUCUACAGAACAUUGUUGAGAGAGUUUCCCCGCUGCCCGGUUCAGUGCUCCAGCGAUGGCUCCAUCAGUGUUGGAGAGUCUGUGCUUGUGAAAGUCUCCGGCGAUGAGGACUGUAAAAAUAUUUUGGUCUCAUGGUCACAUCAGGAUGAGGACAUUGGAAGUCACAUACAGAAAGUUCUGCGUCCAGAUGCCUGA
Messenger RNA from Candidula unifasciata, 1791 nucleotides. NCBI's taxonomy places the organism in Eukaryota, Metazoa, Mollusca, Gastropoda, Stylommatophora, Geomitridae. The record is from the annotation of a GenBank genome assembly.